CGUCCACAAAAAAAAGUGUACUGCCGCACGAGGAUCUUCCUUAGCAACCGCGGAUAAACAUGAGUUACUACAGCAUAAGAUAGGAGAGCCCUGGGCUAGCAUUCCUGAAGCAGCAUCCAUGGACACUGUAAAGAAUGGGGGAUCUCAGCCUGUCUACAGUCGCUGGUCAUACAGACCCUCCAGCUCUGCCAGCUUCUCUUCUAACUCAACAGCAAGUGGCAUUGAAGAUGACAGUGCCAGUCUCAUGCAGCAGAAACUGGAAAAACAGAGGGCGCUGCUGGAACAGAAGCAGCGGAGGAAGCGUCAGGAACCGCUGAUGGUCCAGCCCAACACAGAGGCUCGGCCCCGGCGCUCCAGGACACGGCGUGGCGAGGAGCAGGCCCCGCUGGUAGAGUCUCAAGUCAGUAUCAUCAACGAUGUCAUCAUGGAUGGUAUUGAUGGCCCAGCAGCUUUCCUGGGAUCAGAAGCCCCUGAUAUGGGAAUGAAAAUUCAAAUCCUAUCGGUGAGCCAGUCCCAGUCCCAGUCCCCGUCCCAGUCUCAUUUCCAGCCCCAGUCCCAGUCUCAGCCCCAGUCCCCUGCUGCUGAGGAAACUGAGCGGGACGGAGACACUGAGACGCUGCUGGAGCCCAAGACGGAUAUCCAUGAACUGCUGCAGAAACAAGGUCUGUCAGGCAGUAUGAACUUUGAUGAAGCCAGUGAGCACGAGGAUGACGGGGAGGAAGAACGGACACGUUCACUGUCCCCCAACGCAGAUACCACAAGGCCGUCCUCCGCUGCCAGUGGCAAGGACAUUCCAGAGGUGGUGACCCCCGGAUCGCCCACUGCAGAGGGCUCGCUAAUCGAUGUUGCCAAUCUAGAGGAGUUCGUCUUGCGUCCGGCUCCACGUGGCGUUACCGUCAAAUGUCGAAUCACCCGAGACAAGAAGGGCAUGGACCGCGGCCUCUACCCCACCUACUUCAUGCACAUGGAGAGAGAGGAUGGCAAGAGGGUGUUUUUGCUGGCAGGAAGAAAGAGAAAGAAGAGUAAGACAUCCAACUACCUUAUUUCAGUGGAUGCUACUGAUCUGUCGCGAGAGGGAGAGAGCUUCAUAGGUAAACUGAGGUCCAACCUCAUGGGCACCAAAUUCACAGUGUAUGACAACGGCACCAAUCCCUGCAAAAACCCCGGAGCACUGCUGGAGGAGAGCAACACGCGACAGGAGCUGGCUGCCAUCUGCUAUGAAACCAAUGUGCUGGGAUUCAAAGGACCACGUAAGAUGACUGUAAUCAUCCCGGGCAUGAACAUGAACUUUGAAAGAGUCCCUGUAAGACCUCAAAAUGAGCAAGAGAGCCUCCUGAGCAGGUGGCAGAAUCACUCACUGGACAACCUGAUUGAGUUGCAUAACAAGGCCCCCGUGUGGAAUGAUGACACCCAGUCUUACGUGCUGAACUUCCACGGCCGCGUCACUCAAGCUUCAGUCAAGAACUUUCAAAUAGUUCACGACAAUGACCCUGACUACAUCGUCAUGCAGUUUGGCAGAGUGGCCGAAGACAUCUUCACCCUGGACUACAACUAUCCCAUGUGUGCUCUUCAAGCCUUUGCCAUCGGCUUGUCAAGCUUCGACAGCAAGCUGGCCUGUGAAUGAACCACCACCAGUUUUGCUUCCACACCACCGCUUCUCCUGCCUCCCCAUUAAAAUCUCUCCUCACUGAACUAUUUGGAAGCCGACAGCAACACUGCUUACAUCAUCGGGAGUCAGUUCACACCGCGGUCAACAAACAAAUAUGAAUUAGAGCAAGAGGACGCUGGUCAGGAGUGUCGGUGCUCUGUUGGCAAAUGUGAUCCUCCUGACUUCUGUACUUGUUUUCUUUUUUUCAUGCCACUUUUACAGGGGUUGUUUCAAUAUCAGUUUACCCAUUGUGUACAGUAUAUGUGUAUUUGUACACAUGUAUACAACGUAAAAAAGGGAAAAGACAAAGCAAAACACACCGCUCUCAUCAGUGCUGGAGACAGGCGCUCUUGUCAGACAUCUGCUGCAAAAAGCACUGAUGUUAAAUUUAUGACCAUACUUUGUUGUUUGAAGAGCAGUGGGAUGUGUAUUAAUCAUGUAUUUUCUGUUUCAGUUGCCUUUAAAUUUGAUUUCACACAGUGUUUUUCGCCAUGCUAGCGGCGCUGCUUUAAUGGCAGCAAGUCUGUCAGUCCAACACCUAUACCCAGGCUGCAAUAUUUAAUAGCAGUCAUUUGAUGGAUUGUUGUGGACCUGUGGUACCAAAAUCCACUGUCCCCUACAGCAGAGGCAUAUGAGCCUGAGGCUGAUAAAAUGCAGCUUGGACUGAUGAGUCAAACCUGACAACGUAGAGUUUAGCCUGACAAGCCGAGUGUGAGGUGUCACUCUGCAGAGCAUAAACCAUUUUGAAUUACAUAACAACGUGGCCUUUCCUCUGGCGCCACCUCCAGGACAAACUUUAGAUUUUUUUUUUUCCCUGCUUUAGUAACAAGGAACUAAGAAAGCAAAGUUUUUGGGUUUUUCAUCCAUCCAACGGUUAUUUUUCCUGGUGUAUAAUGUGCAUUACAGUCUCCCCGCUAGCAUGGCUACAGAAUUUAAAUCUUGUUUACAUCUUUAAAUGUGGCAGUAUGGUUUAAACUGCCAUCUACUACUAAUUUCAUUCUUUAUUAUCAUGUUAUCAUCACUUUUCUUUCUUGUGUGGAAGGUGCAUUAUUCAAAAACAGGCCUGUCUUAUGUUUAUUGUGUUUUUGUGAAUACGUGUAAUUUUUAUCUUGUGACUGUGAUUUUUUUCUUUGUUUUAGCAAGUUGGAUUAUCAUGGAAAAAAAAACAUAAACGCAAAAUUGCACAUUUAAUGAAAAAAGAUAUACAUACUGUAUAUAAAUUACAAUGUAAUGCCUUCUUAUUUCAUUUAAUCUAGCAGUCUUUAAGCAUAAAAUACUAAAUGUCAUUUCAUGACAUAUUUUAAAGUAAUGGAUGGAAGUUAAGCAGUAAUACAAAAGAAAGAGUUUAUAUGUUCAUGGCUGCACAAACACAGAAGUCAUCCAAGACUUUGUUUUCAUGUAGAGAAACUACACAAAAUCUACUGUAUCUACACUGUUUGUACAAGAUACAGUAUAUGUGACAUUUUAUUGAGUUGAGAUGGAGUUGGACCCUAUUUUGUACAGUCCACAUCUUGUCGGUCUGCCUUCUGUAACUGCCUGUGACUCUUCUUCUCUCUGAGGGAAACUUAAGGGAAAUCAAUAAGGGAUAGUAGCCUUUACAUGGCUCAUCAUUAAAAGUCCCUAAUAUUU
Messenger RNA from Thunnus maccoyii (southern bluefin tuna), 3277 nucleotides. It is a transcript of the gene tulp3, whose product is annotated as TUB like protein 3. The transcript is spliced from 13 exons. Bases 119 to 1624 code for a protein of 501 amino acids. Gene Ontology annotation, biological process: protein localization to cilium. NCBI's taxonomy places the organism in Eukaryota, Metazoa, Chordata, Actinopteri, Scombriformes, Scombridae. The record is from RefSeq and is a predicted model, not a curated record. Gene Ontology annotation, cellular component: cilium.